AUGAUACGAUUAAUUCUAUUCGGUACUGUCUUUAUCAUAUUAAUAAAUCAAGGGCAACCUAAUGCAGCUCGUCAACUUCAUGGUCAAUCUUCCGGUCGUAUACGAUCGUCAACUCGGAAUGUCAAUCCAUUAGAAUCACGAGUUAAUUCAGCAAAAGAAUAUUCUCAAGAACUGUAUAAAUUAUCACGUUAUCGUGAAAAAUCUCCAACAUUUAUUCAAUCUCGUCGUUUUCAUUUUGAUCAAUUAGCACGUGAUAUUCGUGAUCUUGAUCAUCUAUUAUUAUUUACAGCUCCAAUGUCUUCUUCAUAUUAUUAUUCUUAUGGUGGUCCAAGUACACAUUUAGCUAUCUCAAGUCAAGAAGCUUGUCGUUUAACAAAUACUUUUUGUUCAGCUGAUUAUCAAUGUUGUUCAGGAAAAUGUCGAUAUAUUAAAUGGUCUAUUGUCGGAAAAAUGUCAUGUUGGAAAAAAUGUUUUUAA
Messenger RNA from Rotaria sp. Silwood2, 477 nucleotides. NCBI's taxonomy places the organism in Eukaryota, Metazoa, Rotifera, Eurotatoria, Philodinida, Philodinidae. The record is from the annotation of a GenBank genome assembly.